AUGGCCACGAAGGCACAAACUGCGUCUGGCUCAAAGCCGUCUGCCAAUGCCGGCACUCCAAAUCAAACGUAUGACUUCGGCCUCCGACUGUACUUGCGAAAUCUCCCCGAAAAAAUCAACAAGAACGAGCUAAAACGCGCCCUGUACAUGUUAUUCUCCACGUACGGACCAGUGCUCGAUAUUGUCACCAAUCGACUUGGCUCGAAAGGCCAGAGUAUGCGCGGACAGGCACAUGUUGUCUAUAGAGAUAUUCAGACGAGUACGCAGGCUAUGCGAGCGCUACAAGGGUUUGACUUUUUUGGAAAAGAAAUGGUCAUUGUCUACGGCAAAGGACUGUCUUCCAUAAUACCCAAACUCCGAGGCACUUUCGAACCUUUAAGCACAGGCAGUGGCGCAAGCGAGACUACCGCUCUACAGAAAUCUAUCUUCAAUGCUCCGCCUUCUGGACUGUCGGACAAGCCAACAGAAAACGGUCAACAGCAGUCUGAAAUCAACGGCGAACCUCAUGGUAUUAAACGAGUCAGAGAAGAGGAAGAAGAGGAAGAAGAAGAUGACGAUGCUCCAAUGGAAGAGGACGAGGACGAUGCUCCGAUGGAAGAGGAUGAAGAUUGA
Messenger RNA from Exophiala spinifera, 612 nucleotides. RefSeq lists its product as uncharacterized. The transcript has 3 exons. Gene Ontology annotation, molecular function: RNA binding. The record is from RefSeq and is a predicted model, not a curated record. Lineage: Eukaryota; Fungi; Ascomycota; Eurotiomycetes; Chaetothyriales; Herpotrichiellaceae. Bases 1 to 612 code for a protein of 203 amino acids.